GUCGUUCGCGUUCUCUCUCUCUCUCCCUCAAAUUUUCAUGGUCACAGAGAAACAGAAACCACGAGUGAUAAGGAAAGGAAUAUAUACAUGGAGGAGAAAUGAGGGUUGGUACUCUUGUCAUGGAAACAUUAGCAGAGAGGGCAGCAUUCAUGAGGGAAUCUCUGCAGAAGAGUCAGAGCAUCACCGAAAACAUGGUUGCCAUUCUUGGCUCCUUCGACCACCGCCUCUCCGCCCUUGAAACCGCCAUGCGCCCCACUCAGAUAAGGACGCAUUCAAUGCGGAGGGCGCAUGAGAACAUUGAUAAGACACUGAAGGCUGCUGAGGUCUUUUUGGGCCAAUUUGAUCUUUCACGCCAGGCGGAGGCUAAGAUUUUGAGAGGGCCACAUGAGGAUUUAGAAAGUUACCUAGAAGCAGUUGAUCAGCUGCGGAGCAUUGUACAUUUUUUUAGCGGAAACAAGAGCCUACAAAGUAGUAUUGGGGUGCUUAACCAUGCUAACAACUUGCUUUCGAAGGCUAUACUAAAAUUAGAAGAGGAGUUCCGACAACUCCUAACAUCAUACAGCAAACCUGUGGAACCUGAUCGUCUUUUUGAUUGCCUACCGAAUUGUCUGCGGCCAUCGUCAGGAUCGCCUGGCCAAGGUGAUGCUAAUGGAAAGAAACUAUCUUCAACGAAUCACAAACUAGAAGCUGCUAUUUUCACAGUUCCAACCCUAAUUCCUCCCAGAAUUCUGCCAUUGCUACACGAUUUAGCCCAACAAAUGGUUCAUGCUGGCCACCAACAGCAGCUCUUCACUAUUUACAGGGAAACCCGUGCAGCGGUUUUGGAACAAAGCCUCCGGAAACUAGGUGUAGAAAAACUUGGUAAAGAAGAUGUCCAAAGAAUGCAAUGGGAGGUUUUAGAGGCUAAAAUUGGAAAUUGGAUUCAUUUCAUGCGUAUUUCUGUCAAACUGCUUUUUGCCGGGGAAAAGAAAGUCUGUGAUCAAAUCUUCGAAGGUGUCGAUUCACUCAAAGAGCAAUGUUUUGCAGACGUUACAGCGACCAGUGUUGCUGUUCUCCUUAGUUUUGGAGAGGCUAUUGCCAAAAGCAAGAGGUCGCCUGAAAAGUUAUUCGUUCUUCUAGAUAUGUAUGAGUUAAUGAGAGAGCUUCAGCCAGAGAUGGAAACAAAUUUUCAAGGUAAAUAUUGCAUGGAAAUGCGAGAAUCUGCCGUAGUUUUGACAAAGCGUCUAGCCCAAACAGCCCAAGAAACGUUCGGAGAUUUUGAGGAAGCAGUAGAAAAAGAUGCUACAAAAACAGCUGUUCUAGAUGGAACUGUCCAUCCUCUCACUAGCUAUGUGAUAAACUAUGUGAAGUUUCUUUUUGACUAUCAAUCAACACUUAAGCUACUUUUCCAAGAAUUUGAUGAAGGUGAUGCGGAUGCCCGGUUGACAGCUGUAACAACCAGAAUAAUGCAGGCUCUUCAGAGUAACCUCGAUGGGAAAUCUAAGCAGUAUAAAGAUCCUGCCCUGACUCAGUUGUUUCUUAUGAACAACAUUCACUAUAUUGUUCGAUCUGUGCGGAGGUCAGAAGCAAAGGAUUUGUUAGGUGAUGACUGGGUACAAAUACACCGAAGGAUUGUUCAGCAGCAUGCAAAUCAGUACAAGAGGAUUUCAUGGUCUAAGAUUCUGCAGUGUCUCACUGUUCAGGGUCUUUCUUCGUCAAGCGGAGGACAAUUAGGAAGUGAUAGCGGCAGCAAUAGUGGACUUUCAAGGGCAAUGGUGAAAGAAAGGUUCAAGACCUUCAACAUUCAGUUCGAGGAGCUUCAUCAAAGGCAAUCGCAAUGGUCAGUUCCAGACAGUGAGCUGCGCGAAUCGCUCAGGCUGGCUGUUGCUGAAGUCCUUUUGCCUGCCUUUCGAUCUUUCAUUAGACGUUUUGGGCCUAUGAUUGAGAAUGGUAAAAAUCCCCAGAAGUACAUCAGAUUUAGUCCGGAGGAUCUUGAACGGAUGCUGGCCGAAUUUUUUGAAGGAAAGACUUGGAGUGAACAAAAGCGAUGAUUUUCUGCUGACUAACAAGAAUAAUACAAGUUCAAUGCUUGUCGAUGAGUCAUCCAUUAGUUCCGUAAACAGCAUGAAUUGAUCGAUCUUGUAUACAUCUCACACUGUAAGCUUUGUAUUAACAGGAUUCAUUCUUCCACAGAACCUUAUGUAUGUAUUUCUGUCCAUAUCUGUUGGUAUUAUACUAUUAUGCUUCUAAAUGACUCUUUGCUUAGUUCAGAGCAUUUUGAUUAACAGUUGCGUCGUGCUGUUUCAGAAACAUGUCAUUGGCAAACUUUCUGUACCAUAUUGAGUUCUGAGUUUUGCUUGUACAUGAGAUAUGAACAAUCCAAACCAUUUUUAAA
Rhododendron vialii is the source of this 2374-nucleotide messenger RNA. RefSeq names its product exocyst complex component EXO70A1. The coding region runs from base 99 to 2030 and encodes 643 amino acids. Gene Ontology annotation, molecular function: phosphatidylinositol-4,5-bisphosphate binding. The record is from RefSeq and is a predicted model, not a curated record. Gene Ontology annotation, biological process: exocytosis. Gene Ontology annotation, cellular component: exocyst. The transcript has 11 exons. Lineage: Eukaryota; Viridiplantae; Streptophyta; Magnoliopsida; Ericales; Ericaceae.